AUGCAGAAGUCACUACGUCGCGAACUCGAUUCGCUAUCCCUAUCCACCAACUACGAGAAUGAGAAUCCACUCAACGUUCUUCUCCCUGCAUACGAAACGCUGUGGAGAAUUGUUUUACGUUGUUUCCUCGAGAUUUCGUUUCGUCACUCGUCUGAUACUGCGGCUGAAUGGAAAGAUGUUCUCUCUCGAUUUCUGAUGAAUAUUACAGCCGAGCAAUUUAGCAAACGAAUAGGAAGAUGUUCAGCUCAAGACAUAGUCUUUGAAGCUCUGCGUUUGUAUCCACCGACCAAGAGGAUUUAUCGUCAGAAUGAAGACAAUGGCUUAAUCUUCGCGGUCGAUGUUGAGUAUAUACAAAAGACUGAAGACAUAUGGGGAACGGACGGGAAUGAGUUCAGACCUGAACGAUGGAAUGAAUUGGAGAGUAACGGUAACACUGAAUACAAGGAAGCAUGGAUGCCGUUUGGGAAAGGUAAGUUUCCAUGCCCAGCAUCGAAGAUGGCACCAAUGAUGGUUGGAAUGUUGGUCGGGUGUUUGAUUGAUACAUUUGACAGUGAUCAUUGGGUUCUGGAAGGUGAGGGUGUGAAGGAUGUGAUAUCAAGAGGAACACCGUUGGAUAAUGGGAGGGAGGCAUUUGGGUGUUUAUCAUUGAGACGAUUUAAUGAUAAAUAG
Messenger RNA from Botrytis fragariae, 669 nucleotides. RefSeq names its product putative cytochrome p450 protein. The transcript has a single exon. The coding region runs from base 1 to 669 and encodes 222 amino acids. The record is from RefSeq and is a predicted model, not a curated record. Lineage: Eukaryota; Fungi; Ascomycota; Leotiomycetes; Helotiales; Sclerotiniaceae. Gene Ontology annotation, molecular function: iron ion binding; heme binding; monooxygenase activity.